CCCCUUCACUUACCCCUGGAGCGUCUUGUGCGUAUCCUAGUUUGGUGAAUAGGUGUAAUGUGCGCUUCACAAACAACGUGGGCUGUGGAUGUGGCAGCACCGGGAGUCUGACUGACGCGUCCCCAUCUACGGCUCACUUACUGGAGAUUCUGGAUAGUCUUUAGGUCCUAACAUUAUCAGGGCUUCUGUUUCUGCACCAUGUUUGCCCGGCUGGCUUUGUGCUCCCAGCUGCCCCCCAGAACCCAUCACAGUCAUGUCUGUGCAGCUUCUAUCAGAGCCUUUUCCCAGGCUAAAUUUUCUCUCCCACGUCCCCAUGGGAAGUCCUUUGCCCAUCGCAGUGAGCUGAAACAGGCCAAACGGAUUGUGGUGAAGCUGGGCAGUGCUGUGGUCACACGGGGGGAUGAAUGUGGGCUGGCGCUGGGACGGCUCGCCUCCAUCGUAGAGCAGGUGGCCAUGCUGCAGAAUCAAGGACGGGAGAUGAUGAUAGUUACAAGCGGCGCCGUGGCUUUUGGGAAGCAGCGACUAAGACACGAGAUUCUGCUGUCUCAAAGUGUCAGACAGGCUUUGCACUCAGGCCAGAACCAACUUAAAGAGAUGUCAGUUCCCGUGUUGGAAGCCCGAGCGUGUGCAGCCGCUGGACAGAGCGGUCUGAUGGCGUUGUAUGAAGCCAUGUUCACUCAGUACAGCAUCUGCACGGCACAAAUCUUAGUCACAAACCUCGAUUUUCACGACGAGCAAAAGCGCCGCAACUUGAACAGCACGCUCCACGAACUGCUGAGGAUGAACAUCGUUCCCAUCAUCAACACCAACGAUGCCGUAGUUCCUCCCCCUGUUCCUAACAGUGACCUGCAGGGGGUAAAUGUAAUAAGCAUCAAAGAUAACGACAGCCUGGCCGCACGCCUCGCUGUUGAAAUGAAAGCCGACCUUCUUAUUGCACUGUCUGACGUUCAAGGUUUGUAUGACAGCCCCCCAGGAACAGAUGAUGCUAAACUGAUCGAUAUAUUCUACCCCGGAGACCAGCAGUCGGUCACCUACGGUACCAAGUCCAGAGUUGGAAUUGGUGGCAUGGAAGCUAAGGUGAAAGCGGCUCUGUGGGCGCUGCAGGGUGGGACCUCCGUCGUCAUCGCCAACGGAACAGAUCCUAAGGUCACCGGCCACGUCAUCACAGACAUUGUGGAAGGGAAGAAAGUUGGCACGUUCUUCUCUGAAGUCAAACCUGCUGGUCCAACUGUUGAGCAGCAGACGGAGAUGGCGCGGCAUUCAGGUCGGACUCUGGCCUCUCUGCCACCUGAACAGAGAGAAGAGAUCAUUUGCUGCCUUGCUGAUCUUCUAACAGAGAGAAAAGAGGAAAUUCUUGCAGCUAACAGGAAAGAUAUGGAAUUGGCAACUGUAACAGGGUUUUUGGCCCAGCCCCUGAUCAAUCGUUUGAGUCUCUCAACCUCCAAGCUCAACAGCCUCGCCAUUGGUCUUCGCCAGCUUGCUGUGGCGUCCCGCGACAGUGUGGGGCGGGUGCUCAGACGGACCAGGGUGGCCAACAACCUGGAACUGGAACAAAUCACAGUUCCCAUUGGUGUCCUGCUGGUCAUCUUUGAGUCACGACCUGAUUGCCUCCCACAGGUGUCGGCGUUGGCAAUCGCCAGUGGAAACGCUUUGCUGCUGAAGGGCGGUAAGGAAGCAUCCAACACCAACAAAAUUCUCCAUCAGCUCACUCAGGAAGCGCUCUCCAUCCAUGGAGUGUCUGAUGCCAUCCAGCUGGUCAGCACGCGGGAAGAAGUUGAGGAUCUGUGCAGACUGGACAAGAUGAUCGACUUGAUUAUUCCAAGAGGUUCAUCCCAGUUGGUCCGAGACAUUCAAAGAGCUGCCAAAGGCAUCCCGGUCCUCGGCCACAGUGAGGGCGUUUGCCAUGUUUACAUCGAUGCUGAUGCCAGCAUAGACAAGGCUCUGGACAUUGUCAAAGAUUCCAAAUGCGACUACCCUGCUGCCUGCAAUGCCAUGGAGACCCUCCUAAUUCACAGAGAUUUACUACGAACUCCUAUGUUUGACCAAAUCAUUGAUAUGCUGAGACAGGAGCAAGUAAAAAUCCAUGCAGGUCCACGGUUUGCAUCCUAUUUAACUUUUAGUCCUUCUGAAGUGAAGUCUCUUCGCACUGAAUACGGCGACCUGGAAUGCUGCAUUGAAGUGGUGGACAGCAUGCAGGACGCUGUAGACCACAUCCACAAAUACGGCAGCUCUCACACCGAUGUCAUCGUGACGGAGAGCGAAGAAACAGCUGAACAGUUUUUACAGCAGGUGGACAGCGCCUGCGUUUUUUGGAACACCAGCUCUCGCUUUGCUGAUGGCUAUCGCUUUGGCCUGGGAGCUGAGGUUGGCAUAAGCACAGCAAGGAUUCACGCCAGAGGCCCUGUGGGUCUGGAGGGACUCCUCACCACCAAAUGGGUUCUUCGGGGGGAGGGACAAACUGUAUCAGACUUCUCUGAACAAGGCAGUAUGAAAUAUCUUCAUGAAAACAUCCCAGUUCCUCAAGGCAGUUUUCGUUAGGUGCACAGAAAGCUGUCCUUGGAGAGUAUAAAAAGUGUUGUUACUGCUUUCAUCUGCUGCUUCAUCGCCUGUGUGAAUCCACUUUAAAUUAAAUGGAGAACAAAAGCCACUUUUUUUCAUUUGAUCUGUUAAAGUUCUCCUAAAACCUGUGACCCUGUUCUUUAAAUUUAUAUAACCCCUCCCUGAAAUGGAAAGUUUAUUAAAAGAAAACUCAUUAAAGUGUCAUAUGUUUUGCUAAAAUAUGAAAAAUUUCAUUUCCAAAACUUUUCCCCUGUGAAUUUAUUUUUAUUUUAAUAUAGAGGUGGAAAAUGAUGGUUUCCCCUCCUGGUAUUUUUAUAAUGUAU
Molecule: messenger RNA, 2882 nt
Organism: Oryzias melastigma (Indian medaka)
Lineage: Eukaryota; Metazoa; Chordata; Actinopteri; Beloniformes; Adrianichthyidae
Product: delta-1-pyrroline-5-carboxylate synthase
Exons: 17
Coding region: 199-2538 (779 amino acids)
Cellular component (GO): cytoplasm; mitochondrion
Molecular function (GO): glutamate 5-kinase activity; glutamate-5-semialdehyde dehydrogenase (NADP+) activity; ATP binding
Source: RefSeq, a predicted model, not a curated record